GUAAAUCAGUGGAAGUCAAAUCUUUAAUCUGAUCACAUUAUGUUUCUACUUGUAUUGUUGCUUGCUAGCUGUGCCUCUACGGUGAUGAUGAAUCAAUUAUCUAGAUCAUCUAGGGAAAACAUGAAGCCUAGUUGGGAAGAAAUCAACAUUAUAGAUGAUGAUGACAGGGAACAAGCUGGUGGAAACAUUCAGAACACUGAUCCUUGUUACUACGUGGCCAGAGUUGUGGAAACAAAAUUAAGCUUUGAAAAUGUACCCAGAGAAAUAUCAGAUGAAGAAUUAGCCAACUGGCUGGAAAAACAACCCGAGGAGAUAUUUUACAAGAUUAAGUGCCCUUCUGAUAAAAAACGUUCCAAUGAAAAUGACAAAACAAGAAAAUUUAAUCCGAGUAGGCCAAAUUCUUUAGACUCAAUGCGCAUUAAUACUGGUCCUUCUGACGAAGAAAAAGGAACUGACUAUUUUGAUGCUGAGGAUUUUUGGGCUGAACAGGAUCGCGAAGAGAUCAGAGAAGCCAAAGCUCUAAAAGAACUGGCGAAGAACCAAGCUAAAACCCGUGCUAAAAUGAUAAAAGGUCUGAAACCAGGAGCUUGCUACAGGGUUGAUGAACAAGGUCGGGUUGUAAAGGGAUCGAAAGGCGAGGUUAUAAACAAGUGCGGUCCUGGAUUCAAAUGUGAACUAGCUUGUCGAACAUGCGGAAUUUUCAAGGGUGCCAAGCCCCUUAAGGGUACAAAAGGUGUCAACCCAUGGGAGAUGAAGUGCAUUAAGAUCAGCAAAUGAUCAGCUGGAGAGAAUAGAAUGCAGAUCAAUCCUCCAAAAAUAUUAUUAAAAUUCAUUAAUUCAUGGUUUUUUUCAUCUAAUCUAUCAACUGUUUAAUAUCAAAUAAAAUUGGCAGUCAAGAUUUAAAAA
This is a messenger RNA of Eurytemora carolleeae, 906 nucleotides long. RefSeq lists its product as uncharacterized. The transcript is spliced from 5 exons. Lineage: Eukaryota; Metazoa; Arthropoda; Copepoda; Calanoida; Temoridae. Bases 40 to 777 code for a protein of 245 amino acids. The record is from RefSeq and is a predicted model, not a curated record.